CAUGACGGCCCGGCAGCACCUCUUCAGGGUGUCUCCCACACGCAGGAUAUAAAACACGGGGCGGGGAAGGAAGGGCCCCAAACCUUGCACUCCGCAUUCCUCAGCACAGCCAUAUCCCGGUCUUGGAUCCAAAGCUCCUCCAACCGACGGCCCGCGACGGGGAACUUGUUGCCGACAGACCGAACUGACCGGAUCCAGGAAGGAUGGGGAGCAGAUGCUGCAGGAAGAGAAAGGACAGUCAAGAGCUGACCAACGUUGAGCGGGCCAUUGAGAUCGUCAUCAACAACUUCCACUGCUACGCCGUGAAGGGACGCAAGGAAUGCCUGACCCCCAACGAGCUCAAAGAACUGGUGGCCCAGAGGCUUCCCCACUUUGCUAAGGGCGCCGGGAAUUUGGACGAGAAGAUCGAGUGCCUUGGGGACAACGACGAGGCCAAGCUGCAGUUUGGGGAAUACUGGCACAUCAUGGGGGAUGCGGCAAGGGGGUACCGGUUCCCCCAAGGCAGGAAAUAAGGGCCAGAUCGGAACCGCAAGCCUUCGGACCAUUGAGACCCAAAGAACUAGAGACUAUCCACCAUUAUGUCAAUCCAGUGUUAAAAGGGGGGUUCUCCCCUACCCCCUGUUUUCUCUGGUUCUGGAGUAUUCCAAUCUAGAGCCAAUCUCCAUUCUUCCUGUCGAGAACCUUCCCAUAUCUGGUCCUGGCCUUUCUGGAUCCCUAAACCAAUCUAGAACAGUGUGAUGACACCCCCAUAAUUGUGGCAUUCAGGGUUCCAGGCUAUUCAACUCUAGAACCCACAGUUGGUCUAUGCUUUAGCUCCAGAACAAUAAUCCAUGGUUCUAGAACCCACAUUUGUAGAACCUUUAACAUUUUUGAAACUUUGGUUCUCGAUCCAUAUAUAUAUAUAGGAGGCCUCCAGCUCUAGAUUCUCUCAAAUAUGACCUCUCUCUUUUUUUUAUCUCGUUCUGCUACCUGGAGGCAUCAGGCUCUGGGGAUGUUAAUGCCUAUGUAUAUUUAAUGUAAACCAUAAACAUUGAUCAAAACCGUU
Molecule: messenger RNA, 1045 nt
Organism: Anolis sagrei ordinatus
Lineage: Eukaryota; Metazoa; Chordata; Lepidosauria; Squamata; Anolidae
Product: protein S100-A14-like
Biological process (GO): response to lipopolysaccharide; toll-like receptor 4 signaling pathway; positive regulation of granulocyte chemotaxis
Cellular component (GO): perinuclear region of cytoplasm
Molecular function (GO): chemokine receptor binding; calcium-dependent protein binding; calcium ion binding
Source: RefSeq, a predicted model, not a curated record